AUGAAGUCUUCCUCUCUUCCAACAACCUCUUCAGAAACUCGUAGUCAUCACGUGGGUUCUGUUCCUUCUUCUUUAACAUCAUCUCCGAACUCACCAUCUCCUCAUCAGAAUCAUCAGAAUCACCACCACACUUCUCAUCAUCAGACUCAUCAUCAUACCUUUCUUCCUCCUCAUUCCUACAUGAUUCAACAACAAGAACCAACCUCAUUGAGUAAUGAUAAAUCCACCUUACUUGCAAAAAAACAAGUCAAACAAUUGAGAUGGAUUGAUUUUAUUAGUGGAUCGAUGGCUGCAAUUGUUUCAGAUACAUUAUUACAACCUUUGGAUACAGUGAAAACAAGACAGCAAUUUGUGGGAGAGGUCGUUGCUGGUGGUCAAACAACAAAUCGAUUUGUGUAUCGGAAUGUUUUUGAUGCAUUUUGGACGAUUGCAAGACAAGAAGGAAUGAGAGGAUUAUUUAGAGGAUGGGUCCCUACCAUGUUUGGAAGUUUACCAGCAGGUGCCAUCUACUUUGGAACUUAUGAAUCAAUGAAACGUUUCUCAAUGCAACAUUCUGAAUAUUUAAGAGAACACAAACAUUUUGCAUACAUGCUUAGUGGUAGUAUUGCAGAGUUUAUGGGAAGUUUAGUAUUUGUUCCAUCUGAAUUGAUCAAAUGUCGUUUCCAAACAAAUACUUUACCUCAAUAUCAAUUAGAACAAGCGACUUGGAAAACUUUUUAUCAAGUGGCAAAGGUGGAGGGAGUGACAGGAUUAUUUCGAGGAUAUUCUGCAACGAUGGUGAGAGACAUUCCUUAUAGUAUGACACAAUUUUUAUUGUAUGAAUUGUUAAAAAAAACAAUUCUGAAACGAAAAAAACAAGCAAUGAAACAACAAGAAAUGGAAUUAUCGAGUAAUAAUAAUCAUUUGGAUGUGACAUCACAAGGCAAUGGAAAUUACAUGUUAAAAACGAUACCACCAAAAGUCAAAUUAAGUGUUUUAGAAUCAAUCUUGGUUGGAGGAACGGCAGGUGGUGUGGCUGCAUGUUUAAGUAAUCCUAUUGAUGUCAUCAAAACUCGGCUUCAAACUUCCAUUUCAUUUCGAGGUGGUUUUCUGAGUAUGUUUCGACAUAUCAUGAAGGAAGAGGGAUGGAGAGGGUUUUUCAAGGGUGUGACACCGAGAGUGAUGUGGGUGACAUUCUCAACUGCUAUCAUGUUUUCAGUGUUUGAAUUUGUUUCUCACGCAUUAACGGAACGAUUUGUGGAUGAUGACAGUAAUGGAAGUGAUGAGUCAAAAAGUACCAGUAGUGGCAACAUUGCAUCCUCUUCUUCCACAUCAUCUAUCGAGAAACGUGGGGCUGCCUUGUCUUCCGAUCGAGUGCUUUUGGAAAAUGUGAAUGCAGCCUCUUCUAGUGAUUCCUUGAAAUAA
Naegleria fowleri is the source of this 1404-nucleotide messenger RNA. RefSeq lists its product as uncharacterized. Gene Ontology annotation, biological process: transmembrane transport. Lineage: Eukaryota; Heterolobosea; Eutetramitea; Acrasida; Naegleriidae. The record is from RefSeq and is a predicted model, not a curated record. Bases 1 to 1404 code for a protein of 467 amino acids. The transcript has 2 exons.